Otolemur garnettii (small-eared galago) is the source of this 3609-nucleotide messenger RNA. It is a transcript of the gene SMC1B, whose product is annotated as structural maintenance of chromosomes 1B. Gene Ontology annotation, molecular function: ATP binding; protein binding; DNA binding. Gene Ontology annotation, biological process: sister chromatid cohesion. The record is from RefSeq and is a predicted model, not a curated record. NCBI's taxonomy places the organism in Eukaryota, Metazoa, Chordata, Mammalia, Primates, Galagidae. Gene Ontology annotation, cellular component: cohesin complex; nucleus; chromosome. The transcript has 25 exons. The coding region runs from base 1 to 3609 and encodes 1202 amino acids.
AUGGGCCGCUUGGAGCUGCUGCUCGUGGAGAACUUCAAGUCGUGGCGGGGCCGCCAGGUUAUCGGCCCCUUCAGGAAGUUCACCUGCAUCAUCGGCCCCAACGGCUCCGGAAAAUCUAAUGUAAUGGAUGCACUUAGUUUUGUAAUGGGAGAGAAAACAGCUAAUUUAAGAGUGAAAAGUAUUCAAGAACUUAUACAUGGUGCACAUAUUGGAAAACCUGUUUCUUCUUCUGCAAGUGUAAAAAUUGUAUAUGUGGAAGAAAGUGGGGAAGAGAAAACAUUUGCAAGGAUCAUCCGAGGCAGUUGUUCGGAAUUCCAUUUUGAUGAUAAUCCUGUGAAUCGUUCCGUUUACAUAGCAGAGUUGGAAAAGAUAGGCAUAAUAGUCAAAGCACGAAACUGUUUAGUUUUUCAGGGAACUGUAGAGUCGAUUUCAAUGAAAAAACCCAAAGAAAGAACACAGUUUUUUGAGGAAAUCAGCACGUCAGGAGAGCUCAUAAAAGAAUAUGAAGAGAAGAAAAGAAAAUUACAAAAAGCUGAAGAGGAUGCUCAGUUUAAUUUUAAUAAGAAAAAAAAUGUAGCAGCAGAGCGCAGACAUGCAAAAUUAGAGAAGGAAGAGGCAGAACGUUACCAGAGUCUCCUUGAAGAACUGAAAAUAAACAAGAUACAACUGCAGCUUUUCCAGCUUUACCAUAAUGAGAAAAAACUUCAUUUUCUGAAGACUGAACUAGAGCAUGUGAAUAGGGAUUUGAGUAUCACAAAAGAGUCUUUUUCUCAUCAUGAAAAUAUAGUUAAAGCCAAGAAAAAGGAGCAUGGGAUAUUGACUAGACAACUACAACAAACAGAAAAAGAAUUAAAAUCUCUUGAAGCCCUUUUAAAUCAGAAAAGGCCUCAGUAUAUCAAAGCCAAAGAAAACACUGCUCACCACCUCAAGAAAUUAGAUGCAGCUAAGAAAUCAAUAAAAGACAGUGAAAAACAGUGUUCUAAACAGGAAGAUGACAUAAGAGCCCUAGAGACGGAGCUGGUUGAUUUAGAUGGUGCUUGGAAAAGUUUUGAAAAGCAGAUUGCAGAAGAGAUCUUACAUAAAGGGCGAGACAUUGAACUGGAAGCCAGUCAGCUUGAUCGUUACAAAGAACUUAAGGAACAAGUAAGAAAAAAAGUAGCUAUAAUGACUCAACAACUGGAAAAACUGCAGUGGGAACAGAAGGCAGAGGAAGAAAGACUAGCAUUUGAAAAGAGGAGGCAUGGAGAAGUUCAGGGAAAUCUAAAACAAGUAAAAGAACAAAUAGAAGAUCAUAAAAAACGAAUAGAGAAGUUGGAGGAAUAUACAAAGACAUGCAUGGAUUGCUUGAAAGAGAAAAAACAGCAGGAGGAAGCCUUAAUGGGUGAAAUUGAAAAAACAAAAUCAAGAAUGUCUGAAGUUAAUGAAGAAUUAAAUCUUAUUAGAAGUGAAUUGCAGAAUGCUGGAAUUGAUAACCAUGAGGGAAAACGUGAGCAAAAGAGAGCAGAGGUCCUUGAGCACCUUAAGAGGCUAUACCCCGAGUCUGUGUUUGGAAGAUUACUUGACCUGUGUCAUCCUAUCCAUAAGAAAUACCAGCUGGCCGUUACUAAGCUUUUUGGUCGAUACAUGGUUGCCAUUGUUGUAACCUCUGAAAAGAUAGCAAGAGAUUGUAUUCGAUUUCUGAAGGAGGAAAGAGCUGAACCUGAGAUGUUCCUUGCUCUAGAUUACCUUGAUAUCAAGCCAAUUAAUGAAAGAUUAAGGGAGAUUAAAGGCUGUAAAAUGGUGAUUGAUGUCAUAAAGACUCAAUUUCCUCAGCUGAAGAAAGUGAUUCAGUUUGUGUGUGGAAAUGGCCUUGUUUGCGAAACUGUGGAAGAAGCAAGGCAUAUUGCAUUCAAUGGACCUGAAAGACGGAAAACAGUAGCUCUUGAUGGAACAUUAUUUUUAAAAUCUGGGGUGAUCUCUGGAGGAUCAAGUGACUUAAAAUACAAGGCUAGAUGCUGGGAUGAGAAAGAGUUAAAGAAUCUAAGAGACAGAAGAAGCCAGCUAAUCCAAGAGCUAAAGGAUUUAAUGAAGACACUUCGCAAGGAAACAGAUUUGAAACAAAUACAGACUCUAGUACAAGGAACUAAUACCCGACUCAAAUAUUCACAAAGUGAAUUAGACAUGAUUAAAAAGAAGCACCUUGCUGCUUUUUCCAGGGAACAAUCUCAGCUACAAAGUGAACUACUAAAUAUUGACUCUCAGUGUACUAUGUUGAGUGAAGGAAUCAAAGGCCGACAACAGAGAAUUGAAGAAUUUCAGAAAACAAUAGAUAAGCUCAUUGGAUUAGAAUUUGAAAAACAAAAAACUCGGCUUAAUAUUCAACUCGAGUAUUGCCGAAAUCAGCUGAAGAAGAAACUAAGUAAGAUCAACUCAUUAAAAGAAACAAUCCAGAAAGGUAGAGAAGACAUUGAUAAUCUAAAGAAGGCUGAGGAAAACUGUCUUCAAAUCGUGGAUGAACUCAUGGCAAAGCGGCAGCAGCUUAAAGAUGUAUUUGUCACCCAGAACUCCAACAUUGAGAAAGUUCAAACUCAAAUUGAAGAGGAACGAAGAAAAUUUUUGGCUGUUGAUAGAGAAGUGGGAAAGCUGCAAAAACAAGUUGUCACCAUUCAGACAUCUCUGGAACAGAAACGUUUGGAGAAGCAUAACAUGCUGCUUGAUUGCAAAGUUCAAGAUAUUGAAAUAAUUUUUUUGCUGGGGUCACUGGAUCAGAUCAUUGAUGUAGAGAUGGGAACUGAAGCAGAAAGUACCCAGGCAACAAUUGAUAUCUAUGAAAAAGAAGAAGCCAUUGAAAUAGACUAUAGUUCUCUACGAGAGGAUUUGAAGGUUCUACAGUCUGAUAAAGAAGUCGAGGCCCAACUUAGCCUUUUAUUGCAGCAAGUAGCAUCCCAAGAAGAUGUUCUGUUGAAGACAGCAGCCCCAAACCUGCGAGCACUGGAAAACUUAAAGACUGUCAGAGACAAGUUCCAAGAAUCCACAGAUGCUUUUGAGGCCAGCAGAAAGGAAGCCAGAAUAUGUAGGCAAGAGUUUGAACAGGUGAAAAAAAGGAGAUACGAUCUUUUCAGCCAGUGUUUUGAGCAUGUCUCAAUCUCAAUUGAUCAAAUCUACAAGAAGCUCUGCAGAAACAACAGUGCCCAAGCAUUUCUUAGCCCAGAGAACCCCGAAGAACCUUACUUAGAAGGAAUUAGCUAUAACUGUGUGGCCCCAGGCAAACGGUUUAUGCCAAUGGACAAUUUGUCAGGAGGAGAAAAGUGUGUGGCAGCCUUGGCGCUCCUAUUUGCUGUGCACAGUUUUCGGCCUGCUCCAUUCUUUGUUUUAGAUGAAGUGGACGCAGCCCUGGACAAUACUAACAUUGGCAAAGUGUCGAGUUACAUCAAAGAACAGACUCAAGAACAGUUUCAGAUGAUAAUCAUUUCCCUAAAAGAAGAAUUCUAUUCCAGAGCUGAUGCACUGAUAGGCAUCUAUCCAGAGCAUGAUGACUGCAUGUUCAGCAGAGUUUUGACUCUAGAUCUUUCUCAGUAUCCAGACACUGAAGGCCAAGAAAAUAUCAGAAGACACCGAGAGUCCUCUUAG